Messenger RNA from Cuscuta europaea, 5426 nucleotides. Lineage: Eukaryota; Viridiplantae; Streptophyta; Magnoliopsida; Solanales; Convolvulaceae. The record is from the annotation of a GenBank genome assembly.
GCCAACUUUAUCGGGCUCUACUAGUCAAGUCAACUGAUCGCGCAUUAAAUGCAGUUGUCCUCCUACUCCUCCAACGGGAAGACAACCUCAGUAUAAAAGAUACACUACGAAGAACAACCGGAUAACUUUGCCAAGAUAACUUUUGCUAACCAUUGCUACAAACAAGAUAUUCAAACUCUGAAAAAGCAAAAAGCCUCCUUGAGAUUCAAACUCAUUAUCUUCUACAAGAGAAGGCAGAAGUUGGAAAAAUACUUUUUCCAACUCAAGCAAAUUUCCUAGUGUUCUUCAACUCUUCAAGCUCAUCACAUACAAAUCCUUUGUAACGAAGCUAGUUGGAGGAACCCCAGUUUCAAAAGAAACUCUUCUUGCUACAAGAAGGACGUCCAAGUAACUGGAGCAGUGAAGUGGUGAUACUUCAAGGAAACUCAGUGAAAGGACCAGUGUUAAAGGAAGCCAGGCAGUGCAUCCCAGGACACAUCUAGACUUGAAGAAGACGUGGAGUGCUUCUUAAGUACUAGGACUAAGGCUUUGUAAACGGCAGUUUUUACAGCUUAGUGGAACAGUGGACUAGAGGAACAAGUUGUUCCUUGAACCACUAUAAAAAUCCCUGGUGUCGUUUACUUACUGCUUUUAAUACUUGCACUUAGAUAGAACUGUCUAACUCCUUGGACUUGGUAUCUGUGUUCAGCAGAACUUGUUCUACGAGUUAACAGAAGGCCUACUGCCUUUGCUUCUCUGAGGCUAACAGAACUCCCUACCAGAACCCCAUCCGCUGUCAGUCUGUUCUUUCAACAGAACAGGCUAUUCUGUAAAUCUGGUACUUAGUUUAAAAAGCUAAAAACCAAUACAGUCUAUUCACCCCCCCCCCCCCCCUCUAGACUGUAUCCAGUAUAACCGGGACCAACACUUAAUGUCACUCCCGGCUGGCCCAAUUAGACUAUGGUUCUUCAUGGUCGCAUUGAUCUGCUCCACUGAAAACCAGAAAUUUGGUCGUUUAGGUCUCUUCCUUGAAAGAAGGAUUCGAAAUCAUUCCUUGUAAGACUAAGCCAUGGGAAAUCCGGCACAGAGAAUGGCUCUUCGAUCAGCAUCCACGGUAUUCACCAGAAGUCCAGAAACAUAUAUGGUUUCAUGAGCUUGGUGCCGCCGACGAAGGUGGGGAAGAGUGACAUGGAAGAUAGUUUAUCGAUGGUCUCGAUUCCAGAAGGCAGGUGUUGGAGCAAAUAUUUGACGUUUAAUUCUACAUUUAUGAGAAUUUACUAUGGAACUUAAUAGUAAUAGCGUAUUGUUAUUAUUAUUAUUAUUGUUGAGGACUUAUAUGUAAUUAGUUUAUCUCUUGAUUAAUAUAAAUACACUACUAGAGCUACCACAAAGGCAAGCCAUUAUGGUCCACUUUUAUUGUUUCACAUAGUAUCAGUCGCACAAGUUUUCUAAACCCUAAUAUUCAAUGUUGAGCACCACUCCUCCGUCGACCUCGGCGCCCGUCAACAUGGUGCAGCCGCCACACCCUCGGCCGGAAACAGCCGCAGCUUCGACAAGUUUAUCCACUUCGGCUUCAACCUCGGUGCCCACUGGUUAUUCACAUAGUAUCGUUAUUCACUAGUUAGCAACAAGGAGCUUCUGCAAGCCACUGUUCAAGGUCUUGGCUCUGUAUAUGAGUCGCUCAUUACAUCCAUUGCUCUAUUCCCGGACAGCUUCACCUUGGACAGUUCGCGCCCUCAACUUCUAGCACUUGAACAACAAGCAUUUUAUCUCUGUUCACAAAACUCCCAUCCUGGCCACCAAGCUUUUGCAAUAGCAGACCACGCUGCCACAGCCGUGCAGCGCCCAGCAGGUCGAGGAGGUGAUCGAUACCGCGGCAAUGGUGGGCGAGGCUAUUGCGGAGGCAAAGAGUGCGGCCACCGCGGAAGAGGGUGUGGCUCUGGCGAACAGCAGCACGGCGGACAGCAGGGAUAUGAUGGGGUCCCUGGUUUUUACGGGUGGCAAAUGGCACCUCCGGCUGGUGCGCAUUAUCCUCCACGUGGACCACAGACUCAUGGGUUUCCAGGAUUUCCAUCGGUAGAAAUAUCUUUUCAGCCCCCACCGCCCAUAGUGUGUCAGAUUUGCUUCUCUCUUGGUCAUUAUGUGUUGUCAUGUUCUCGUUUUGUCAACUCAUCUGCUCCAGCAUUAGCGGCUCUUCCCGCGGGCGAAUUCAAUAAAUCUGUAUGGUACCCCGACUCUGGGGCUUCGACUCAUAUGACUCCGUCAGAAGCUAUUUUAUUAAAUAAAUCUAUUUAAAAUGGUCAACAUUCUAUUGAAGUCAAUAAUGGUAAUAAUCUUCAAGUUUCUCAUAUUGGAAAAAUUAAUCUGUCCACUUCUGACCGUCCACUUCUUUUAAAACGAGUUUAUCAUGUUCCGAAGCUUAAAUAUAAUAUAUUGUACGUCUAUUCAACGCUUUUGUGCAGAUAUUGAUUGCUCGGUCAUUUUUAAUAAAAACUCUUUUUUGUUAAGGACAACCACACAUGGACCAUCCUACUUCAAGACACCAGUAAAGACCGUGCCUAUCCUUUUACGGCAGCUCGCCACCCGCCCCAUCCCUUGCUUUCAAGACGACGCUGUUUCUAGGCUCAGUUUGGCACAAACGCCUUGGUGGGGGUCGUAUUUUAUCUACUCUUAGGAAAAAUAAUUUAAUCACUAGUUCUAGUUUGUUUUCUCAUGACUGUGUUUCGUCUAAGCUGAGUAAGUCUCAUCGUCUUCCUUUUCAAGAUGUUAUUCAUGAUUUACGGCUCCUUUACAUCUUAUUCAUUCUGAUGUUUGGCAAUCGUCUGUAUUAUCUAAUUUAGGUUUUAAAUAUUAUCUCUCAUUUAUUGAUGGUUUUUCUAGAUUCACGUGGGUUUAUCCUAUGCAUAGAAAGUCUGAGGUUUUUCUUCAUUUUUGCAAUUUUAAAAAUCAGUUGAAAAUGUAUUUAAUUGUAAAAUUAAAUGUUUUCAAAGUGAUGGAGGCGGUGAGUUUGUAAAUUCCUCUUUUCAAAAACAUUUUUUUAAACUGUGACAUUCUUUUUAGAAAAUCUUGUCCGGAUACACCUGCUCCAGAACGGUGUGACAGAACGGAAACAUCGUCACUUGCUUGAAUCAGCCAGGGCCAUGCUUAUUGACACUCAUCUUCCAAACUCUUUUUGGGUUGAUGCGUUAUAUACGGCUACUUUCAUUAUUAAUCGGUUACCCACUCCUGUUCUGAGUAAUCGGUCUCCGUUCGAGAAACUUUUUCAAAAACCUCUGAUUAUAGCUUUUUACGUGUAUUUGGUUGUGCUUGUUUUCCUAAUCGUAUUGCCUCCUCAUCAAAUAAACUUUCUCCACAUUCCAUUCUUUGUAUUUUUCUGGGUUAUGCCUCGGGAUACAAGGGCUAUCGAUGUCUUGAACCCCAAACUAGUCGUGUUUACAUAAGCAGGGAUGUUCUUUUUCAAGAAACCACCUUUCCAUAUCCCACCCUCACCUCUCAACUCAACCCACCAUAUCCAUCCUAUUACCUCGGUCUUCUACCCGAACUACAGAUGCCAUACCGGUACGCCCCCCUGCCGUGAACCUACUGCCUUCAUCCGAUCAGUUUUCUACUUCCACACAUCCCUCCACCCCGAAAGUACCUUCCUCCCCCACAGCUAGUACCAAAACCUCCACACCUAUGUUGUCUGUUCUUAGCCCAAACACUGCACCCUCACUGCCAAGCCCGACAAGGCCGUCCUCUACACCAAGCACCCCCACCUCGCUCGAAUCCUCCUCGACUAGUCCCAGCCAGCCUAGCAAUUCCGUGACACCAUCACCUUCUCCACCUAGGAUGGCUCCUAAUAUUCACCCUAUGCGCACGAGAGCUAAAGAUGAAAUUUUAAGCCCAAAACAAUUUUUACUUUAAAUGCUUUAGCUCUCCCAAAUGAUCCCACAUGUUUUUCUCAGGCAAAUAAAUUUUUAGUGUGGCAGGCAUCAAUGGCAGAAGAAUUUAGUGCAUUAUUUGUUAAUAAAACUUGGGAUUUAGUGCCUACUGACAAGACAAAAAAUGUGGUCGGUUGUAAAUGGAUUUAUAAAACUAAAUAUCAAUUUGAUGGGUCCAUCGAGUGCCAUAAGGCUCGUUUGGUUGCUCAGGGGUUUAACCAACAGGCUCGGGUAGAUUUUUCCUGAGAUUUUUAGUCUUGUGGUCAAACCUACUACUGUUCGCCUUGUCCUUUCAGUCGCUAUUUCAUUGGGGUGGACUAUUCGCCAAUUAGAUGUCAAAAAUUUCUUUCUGCAUGGUAACCUCACUGAAGAGAUUUAUAUGCAUCAGCCUCCCGGGUUUGUCCAUCCUGAGUUUCCUACCCAUAUAUGUCGUCUUCGCAAAGCACUCUAUGGUCUGAAACAAGCGUCUAGAGCUUGGUCCCACCUUUUAGUGGGUUUCUACAUACUAUUGUAUGUAGAUGCCAUCCUUAUCACAGGUAGCUCUCCCUCUCUGGUCCGUCAAUUUAUCACAAUUUUGUCUAGUCAGUUUUCUAUGAAGGAUCUCGAUGAUAUUUACUAUCUUCUGGGCAUUCGGGCUCGUCGUACUCCUCAUGGUCUUUUUCUUUCUCAACAGAAGUACACUACAGAUCUUCUAGGCCGGUUCCACAUUCACACUGUCAAACCGGUGCGUACUCCUCUUCCUUCUCGCACUACUUUAUCUUUUACUGAUGGUGAUCUUCUUAGUGAUUGUACUGAGUAUCGGAGCAUGGUAGGUGCGUUACAAUAUUUGACUAUUGCCUGACCGAUAUUACUUAUGUCGUUCACCUAGUUUCUCAGUUUAUGUAUGCACUACGUAUUACUCAUCUUGCUGCUGUCAAAAUAAUUUACAGGUAUUUACAGGACACGUCUUCACACGGCUUGUGGCUUCGCUCGGGGCAAAAUAUAUCAGUGGUUGUUACUUAUUCUGAUGUUGAUUGGGCUUGUUAUCCGGAUAGCUGCUAUUCUACUAUAGAUUAUGCUAUUUUUCUAGGCGGAAAUCUAGUGUCCUGACGAUUCAAGAAAAAGCCUAUUGUAUCAAAAUCAUCAACUGAAGCUGAAUAUCGUGCGGUAGCAUACAUUGUCCAAGGCACAUUGUUUAUUUGAGCUCUUGCCUAUGAUGUGGACAUUGUACUACCUAAUCCAGUGUAGUUAUUUUGUGACAACGUUUCAACAUCUUAUCUUGCAGUGAAUCCUAUCAACCAUGACCGCAUCAAACAUAUCAAGAUUGACUAUCAUUUUGUUUGUGAAUGAGUAGCUCACGGAGAUCUGACAGUCAAACAUAUUCCCACUCAACACCAGCUUGCAGAUAUUUUUACCAAGAACUUGACUAGUCAGCGUUUUGAAUUUUUGUGUUCCAAUCUGCACGUGAUUUCCCCCGCACAGAUUGAGGGGUUGUAACAGCGUAUUAUUAUUAUUAUUACUGUUGAGGACUUAUAUAAUUAAUUUAUC